Messenger RNA from Diospyros lotus (date-plum), 1536 nucleotides. Its product is annotated as UPF0481 protein At3g47200-like. NCBI's taxonomy places the organism in Eukaryota, Viridiplantae, Streptophyta, Magnoliopsida, Ericales, Ebenaceae. The record is from RefSeq and is a predicted model, not a curated record. The coding region runs from base 1 to 1536 and encodes 511 amino acids. The transcript has 3 exons.
AUGGGUAGUUGUGUGGUGGAGAUGCAAGCCAUGCUCAACAACCCCGAGCAAUUGGGAAGGAAAAGAACGUCCAUCUACAAAGUCCCUCCCUUCAUCUCAAACAUUAAUGAGACACCCUAUUUGCCUCGAGUGGUGUCGUUCGGGCCGUACCACCACGAGGAGACUAAACUAGCAUCGAUGGAGGCUCACAAGAAACGCACUCUAAUCCACUACAUCCAUCAAUCAGGGCUAACCAUGCAAGAUGUCUUUGCCCUCGUAGCAGAAAUGGCUCAAGAAUUGAAGGACUCAUACGAUUCCCUCGACGCUAAACGGCAAGAUAACACUGAGAGAUUUGUGCAAUUGAUGAUCUUAGAUGGCUGUUUCAUGCUUGAAGUACUACGAGUUGCAUACAAGUUUGAAAACUAUUAUUCUGAUGACGAUCCCAUCUUUAGCCAACAUGGAGAUCUCUAUGUUAUACCGUUUAUCAAGGCUGACAUGUUGAUGCUAGAGAAUCAGUUGCCAAUAUUGCUUUUACUCAGGCUCAAACAUAUCCUAAAGAAUGUAGAGCCUGACAUUAAUGAAUUGAACAAGGAGAUACUCGACUUUCUCAACUACAACAUUAGAGAUGGCGAGUACUCAAAGAUGGGUGAAUGUUUGCACGUGCUUGACCUCCACCGCAAAGGCCUACUCCACACACACAACGAACAUGGAAAUGCAGCCCCCAAUUCUACAAAUCAAGGAAAAGGCAACUACCCAAAGAUGGGUAAGUGUUUGCACAAGCUUGACCUCAACUGCAAACGCCUACUCCACACUCACAAUAAACCCAGAGAUAGACACAACGUCGUCCGCCCAGCCAUAGAACUCCAUGAGGCUGGAGUCCGCUUCAUGAAAAGCAAAAGCAAAAGUCUCCAGGACAUCACCUUUGACGGCGGCCUCUUGAAACUUCCCUAUUUCAUAGUUGAUGACUUUACCAAAUCAAUGUUCUUGAAUCUCAUAGCCUUUGAGCGUUGCCACAUCCCCGCUGGCAGCGACAUCACUUCGUUCGUCGCGUUCAUGGACCGCAUCAUUGAUGACAGUCAGGAUAUCAAACUUUUGAGCUCAAAAGGGAUUAUCGACAACUAUAUUGGGAAUGACAAGGAGGCAGCCGAUUUGUUCAACACAAUGUCUAAGGAUUUGGUCAUGGAGAUGAACGAAAACCUUAAAAAUGUGUACACAAAUCUCAUCGCCUAUUGCGACAUGCCUUGGCAUAAAUGGAACAAGAAGGGUCAUGUCUACGGUCUCGGCUCUCAAGGUAGGCAAUCAUUCCCUGUUGUAUUUGAUAGCAAUUCCAGUGGUUCAUAUGGUUUGUCGUCGGAAUUAGAACAAAUGAGAUUGAAAGUCACCCAGAUCAACAAAGAGUUAUAUUCUGCUCAAACUAAGGUUGUCGAGGUGGAAAAUCAGCUGCAAUCCACCGAGUCUUGGAUGAACGCGGAGUUGCAUUCUGCUUGGAUCGAGGUGACAGAGAUGAGAAAUGAGAAUGUGCAGCUGCGUCAGUGGCAGCAACAGAUGAUGGCGUGA